This is a messenger RNA of Quercus robur (English oak), 991 nucleotides long. RefSeq names its product peptidyl-prolyl cis-trans isomerase FKBP17-1, chloroplastic. Bases 53 to 799 code for a protein of 248 amino acids. Gene Ontology annotation, molecular function: peptidyl-prolyl cis-trans isomerase activity. Lineage: Eukaryota; Viridiplantae; Streptophyta; Magnoliopsida; Fagales; Fagaceae. The record is from RefSeq and is a predicted model, not a curated record. The transcript is spliced from 5 exons.
UAUUACGUUGCAGUCCUCACAGCCACACUUCAUUCAUCUUCUUCAACAAAACAUGGUGAUGAUGAUGAUGAUGUUUCAGCUCAGACCCCAUAUUCAUAUUCUUCAAUACCAAUACUACCAUCCCACUACUACUCCAAAAUCAGCAUAUAAUAUCAAUAACAUCUCAAAAUGUAGAAGAAGAGAGGCAGCAGCACUAUCUCUUUCCUUAUCACUACUACUAUUCCCAUCAUCAUCAUCAUCAUCAUCCUCUUCUUCUGCUGUUGCCUCAACUUCAGCUUCAAAAUCAUCAUCAUCAUCAUCAUCCGAGUUGUUGUUUUUGGACAUCCCAAAUUCAGGGGGUGUUAAGGUUUUGGACCUUCGUGUUGGCUCUGGAGAUGUCCCACUCCAUGGCAACCAGGUUGCAAUACAUUACUAUGGAAGGUUGGCAGCGAAGCAAGGAUGGCGCUUUGAUUCAACAUAUGAUCACAAAGACGAAAAUGGAGAAUCAGUGCCCUUUGUGUUUGUUCUUGGGUCUGGGAAAUCCAAAGUGACAUGGCAUUCAAGGUUGUCGAGACCGACAGUGAUUUCGGGGAUAGAAGCAGCUGUGAAAUCAAUGAAAGUAGGUGGUAUUCGAAGAGUCAUCAUCCCUCCAUCCCAAGGAUACCAGAACACAUCACAAGAACCCAUACCACCCAAUUUUUUUGACAGGCAGAGGCUAUUUACUACCAUUUUCAAUCCAACUCGUCUUGCCAAUGGAGAAGGGUCAACAUUGGGAACUCUCAUUUUUGAUAUUGAGUUGGUCAGUGUCAGGCAUCAGUAACCUACUUAGAAUACUAUUGAGUCUGAAAAUGGUUUAUAGCAGGAUCCAUAUAUAUAUGAUUAUCAAUGUGUCCCGGCUUAGGACUGAUUGAUAAUGCCUAAAUAUGAAAAUGAUUUCUGAAAUGGAUUGUUUGCUGAAUACACUUCAGUGAUGACAAAUUACUGUUUUAAUUGUAAUUUUGACUUUUCAAUA